Messenger RNA from Lolium rigidum, 732 nucleotides. RefSeq lists its product as uncharacterized. Lineage: Eukaryota; Viridiplantae; Streptophyta; Magnoliopsida; Poales; Poaceae. The record is from RefSeq and is a predicted model, not a curated record. The coding region runs from base 48 to 683 and encodes 211 amino acids. The transcript is spliced from 2 exons.
GGCACGUUCACGGCGGCUGCCACUCCGGCCCCUUCAAGGUGGUCUUGAUGAGCAUGUACAGAGACGUCAAUCGGCCCACCGUCCGUGUUUACUCCUCGGAGACUGGCAUGUGGGGCAAUCUCAUUUCUACAGAGGCUUCGUAUCAGCUUGGCGGCGAUGCCGAUAAUCCCGCGAUCCUCGUUGGUCACGCACUUUACUGGCUGUCCAGGAGAGAUGCAAUAGUUGAGUUUGAUCUGGAUGGGCAGAGCCUGGCUGUGAUCACAGGGCCUCCUGUUACAAAUGAUAUCCUCUGUCAGAACCAUCGGAUCAUCCCGGCUGAGGAUGGCGCCCUUGGCUUCGCUGUGUUGUCUUUUCCUUGCUUCCAAAUGUGGCGGAGGAAUGCUAAUGAUCAUGGUGUUGCCACAUGGGUGCCGUGGAAGACCAUUGAAAUUCAUACAAUUCUGGGGCUCCCUUCUCAGAUUGAUGCGGGGUGGAAAUGUCUGAUGGGGUAUGACGAGGAUAAUGAUGUUGUAUCUUUGCUUGUGGGCUACAGUAUCUUCAUGGUUCAACUUAAGUCGAUGCAAUCCAGGAAACUUCAUGAAACCAAGUUUAUCACUCAAUGCCAUCCUUUUACAAGUUUCUAUACACCAGGGACAACCAUUAAUGGUGGAUCUAAUAGAGCUGAAAUGUUGCAUGAUACAUAGGAUGCUUGCCUAGUUUUAUGGGCUAAUGUUCUGAAAUGGUUCAGCUGGU